Messenger RNA from Fusarium graminearum PH-1, 432 nucleotides. RefSeq lists its product as uncharacterized. NCBI's taxonomy places the organism in Eukaryota, Fungi, Ascomycota, Sordariomycetes, Hypocreales, Nectriaceae. The transcript is spliced from 3 exons. Bases 1 to 432 code for a protein of 143 amino acids. The record is from RefSeq and is a predicted model, not a curated record.
AUGCAUAUUUCAGCUAUCUCGCUUCUUGCCCUGACUGUAGGCGCAGUGGCUCUUCCGACUUCUGAGAGGAGUGAGUCUCUGGAGAAACGUUGCGAAUGGCACGAUGGCCAUGGACCCAUCAGCUGCAUUGUUUUCGGUGCAGAAGGACGCGAACGUUCAGAAUUCAUAAUGAAGGGCAAUAACUUUGAAAUGCGAGGUUUCCCUCGUUGCGAUCCCUGGCGAGGCCAUAUCUUCCAGAACUUCGAAAGCCCGUUGCCUUAUGUCCUUCAGGUGGCUCCUGGAAAUACCUGCGAAACUAGAUUUCCUGAGGCCUGGUGGGAUGAUCUGCAUAUUAGGUAUGCCAGCACUUUCGUAAAUGCACCUACGGACACCCGUUGUGGACCGGUCGAGAACGGCUGGGGCCGCCGUUGUAUCAUUGCUCAACGCCCUUAA